Messenger RNA from Diaporthe amygdali, 1431 nucleotides. RefSeq lists its product as uncharacterized. The transcript has 5 exons. The coding region runs from base 1 to 1431 and encodes 476 amino acids. The record is from RefSeq and is a predicted model, not a curated record. NCBI's taxonomy places the organism in Eukaryota, Fungi, Ascomycota, Sordariomycetes, Diaporthales, Diaporthaceae.
AUGGAUACCCAGUCCUUGAACUGGACCCUCAUCAGUGAGAUGGCCGCUGCUCUCACUCAAGAGCAGAGGGAUGCGGCCGAAUGGAGGAUUGCUAAUACCGGCAAAAUUUCGAUGCAGAACUUCAAGACAGCUAUAGGCUUUCUCUUUGCCCUCGCAUCUCUUGCAUUCAUUGGCCGCAUCUUUAUUCGGGUCUGGUCACGUCACCGGAUUUUACUGGACGAUGGCGUCCUCAUCAUCAGCUUCGCAUCCUUGGUUGCUUCAACAUCUAUCUUCUACAAAAGAGCCCGAAUCAUCUACCUUGUCUUCUCUCUCAUGAGAAAUGAUCAGGUGGUGUCUUUGAUUGCUUCUCAGGAGAUCGCCGAUGUAUAUGAUCAAAUGAACUGGUCAUUCGCCUACAUGACAUUCUUGUGGACUACCAUCUUCAUGGUCAAGUUCUGCUACUUCGCGUUCUUCCACACGCUUCUGCUGUCAAUGCCACGAGUAUUGAUACGAUACUAUUGGACUGCAGUGGUUGCCACGGCCGUUGCCUGGAUUUACAUGAUCCUACAGCAGCUGAUUACUUGUCCAUACUUUGGGUCAAGUUCUUCAAAAUGCUUCCCUAAUCUUCCGGUGUCUAACGCGGUCUUGAAUUUCACAUUCUGGACAGGGCCAGUUCUGGAUGCCUUGACAGACGUUGCAAUCAUUUCUAUUCCCAUUCUCGUCCUUCAGAAAUCGCAGAUGGCACUCUUGACCAAAAUUGGCUUUGGUGUCUUCCUUUGUCUCUCUCUUUUUAUGCUGGCGUGCUCCAUAACGCGCGCUGCUGGGACGUACUACAGAGAUACACUUGACGUUCCGUGGCAAGUCUUCUGGCUGCAUGCUGAAGCCUGUAUCGGCGUAUUGAUGGCCUCAGUUACGGUCUAUCGGGCAGUGUUAGUCGGCCCAACCAAAGGCGCUUCUCGCAGCUUCCGCAGAUUUGUGGACAAAGUCAUGCAAAUGCGCUCGUCUGAAUCUGAACGCUGCUCGGAACCACAGCAGCGCACCAUGCCGGCCCGAUUUGGCUGGUUUUUGCUUUCGAAGAUACCCAACGCCACCCUGACCGGUCUUGCCACACUACUAGGUGAUCCUGACCACAAGACACAGACAGCGAACAACAUGUCAACAAUGCACUCAACUCUGGGGAUGGAGGAGAUAGACUACCAUGAGCACCUUAAGCAGUCGCAAUCUAUGGAAACUCCACAGACCACGGAUGAGGCCGCGCACUCACGAGAACUUCGAAUCGAGACCAUGCGGAGGAAAUGCCACAGCGUCGCCCUGGUCGUAUCGCUGGAUUUUUCCUUCGCUCCAUUUUCCCUCCGUCUUCUCUCACGAUCUUACAGCAUAGAAGUGUCGGCACAGGCAGCACAAAGACUGGGGAAACUUAAUACCAUAUUGAUACAGUCAAAGCAAAUCUGA